Messenger RNA from Lindgomyces ingoldianus, 1530 nucleotides. RefSeq lists its product as uncharacterized. The transcript has 15 exons. NCBI's taxonomy places the organism in Eukaryota, Fungi, Ascomycota, Dothideomycetes, Pleosporales, Lindgomycetaceae. The record is from RefSeq and is a predicted model, not a curated record. Bases 1 to 1530 code for a protein of 509 amino acids.
AUGACACGUUGCAGUCGCCACGAAAGGGUUGUAAUACAUCCAGCUUCGAGCAUGGAAUUCGUUCAAGUGCUCACCCCGCGCUCCCAUGGUGACGUCGUGUUACGACCCGCCUCCACUGCAUGCAUUGAAAUUCGAUGGUUGAACCAAGAGAUAGCAGAGAUUGCCACCGCCGGGGCCUCGGGGAAGCGUAAGCGUCGCUUGGUAGCCCUGCCCCACCAGAAGCCCCUCGAACGCGUCGCUGACGGCAGGGACGGAGCUGUCUUCGUCAUCGGAAGGCUUGUAAAUAGCCCUUUUAAGGACUUGUCACCUAGGGCACAAUCAGGUUUCGUCUCAAGUCGUUCGAAUCGCCUGUGGCAGUCCAUCCCCAUUACUCAUUCGCCAAAACAAUCCACAAUUCCUUUCUUGGAUGCAGUAAUCCUUCUAUCAGAUCUGAUAACUGCUACCUGCAUUUCCGAAGCCGGCCAGCCACAAUGUAACAGAUUCUAUUUGCGCGAAGCAUGGCUCAUUACUACCAUUCGAUUAUUGGUCCAAACACUGAUUGGAGGGGACGAUGCCGAGACCUUGUUGAUGAAUGGCUGUAUGCGUCCCCCAAAUCAGAAUCAGACCAAUAGCUUACUGUCUAUUUGGCUAUUUCUGAAUUCUUACAUCAGCGCGGGAGGUUUAAAUUCAUUCUUUUGGCCUGCUGGUGGUUGUUGUGGUAAGGCUGAAUACUUUAAAUCCCCACGUCUCGUUCUUUUGCUGCACUCAGAACGUAGAUUGAGCAGGGCCUCGAUGAAGCAGUCCCUUAUCAGUCGUCAACAUGGAUGUCUCAAAUACCCGGAUUGGUUUCUUCUACACGGCUUGUCUCCACAUUUCCAGGUUUCCCGGUAUAUUAUCUUGAAGAACUCUUUCCCAUCAUUAAUCCCUGACUGCACGAGGGACGCUGACAUACCCUGCGCAACAGCUUUGGGUGAUGCCGAUCUGCUCUUCUUCGAUUUCCUAGAGGAACGAAAACUCUUGGUGUACGCACCUCGGAAUGACAAUUUCCAGAAAUUUGUAUCCUCCCCGAUCAAGAACGCGAAGGGCCGUCGGCGGCGCGCCAAUGAAACCGCAUCGAACCCCGGAAUACUGGAGAAUGAGGAGCCUUUUGAGUGUAUCGUUCUGGGAUGGCUGUGUUGUAACCAUCCUUCAUCUUCGAUGUUUGAAAAACAGUUUUGUUUGACGAAUGAUGGCGCAUGGUGCCUAUCGUCACGGCGUUUGACAACCCGAACCUCCGAUGAUGCUGUAGCCUUGGCCGCCAGUACCGGUUUUGUGAAGUUGGUUAACAAAUCGCAGGCUCUGACCUCAUCUCGUAUCGAGUUACGAAAAUCUCUCCGAUCGCAAAGUUUUGGGCAGACAAUUAUUUUGCAUGGCGGCAUUUCUGCAAGCAAUUUACCGAUACACCACGAGUACACAGCCGGCCGUGGCUUUGAGCUGGCCCUGGGCUGCCUGCAUAAGCAGGAUGCUGACCUUUCAGCGGACCUAUCCGUAGAUCUUCAAUCAAUGAUCUAA